GCUUUCUUCUUGUGGAAUCCAUUUCUCGUCAAAAGGGUGUCCCGAACUGUCUGAACACUGAGUGCCCAUCCCACUCUCAAAGGAGCUGCGCACACACACUCUGGCAAACACACUUACCACCCUGGCAGUCAGAGCACACACAGCUCCAUUCACUAGUCAUAAGACGAGAGUCACUUCCAGUUAAAGGACAUAAAGCCCUGAUCCGAGCUCUAGGAUGGAUGCGCUGAAGAAGGGAUUCUCCAUGGCUAAGGAGGGAGUGGUGACUGCCGCCGAAAAAACCAAGGCCGGGGUGGAGGAGGCAGCUUCCAAAACCAAAGAAGGGGUCAUGUAUGUAGGCACAAAGACGAAGGAAGGUGUUGUGACAAGUGUAAACACAGUUGCCCACAAAACAACUGAGCAGGCGAAUCUUAUGAGUGAGACUGCCGUGGCUGGAGCCAAUCAGACGUCAGAGAAGGUGGUGGAGGGGCUGGAAAGUGUGGUCGCAUCCACUGGUCUCGUCAAACAGGAUGAGCUGGAGAACAUUAAGGGGGACCUGACGAAGCAGGAGGGAGAUGUAGAGAAGCCUACAGACGCUGGGCAGUAGGGAGAUGUCACACUGAACGCCCCUGUGCUGCUCUGCUUCUUGAUUAAGAAGAGAGAGUUCAUUAGCUGCUGUGGGCCAUGGCUGAAUAUUAUCAUACUAAACCUCUGAUGGACGCUAAAUAAUAUUCAACUUAACUAACUUAAAAGAAUCCCACCUGCCUCUCUUGCUCUGUCCUCACAAACUACAAAUCUGCUUAACUCAAUUUACCACUUUCCUACAUGUAAUAAAAAAAAUGCUCACGUAACAACACUAUUAUUUAGCUAUGCAAUAUUCACAUAUACUGAGCAGUGUGGGUCAUUAAAUAUGCGCAAAUAUUACAUGCAUGUGCUUGUGAUUUGGACAUUUUAAUAUAGGCAAGGUCUGUCUUUCUCACCUGCCCUAAAACUAGUUUUCCUCCACCCAACAUGAAGAGAUCAGAUGGAUGAUGAUUGUACACAAUCAGUGUGAGAAAAUAUUUCAAAUAUUCCAGUCCAAAUACACUCAAUGUAGUAUCUGUGACGAUAUUUGAAACAAGGAGUAGAAAAUCACAGAUCCAAACCCAAAGAAGAGGGAAAUUGAUGUCUGUGAAGCAUGAAGAUAGCGGGUUAAAUCAGUUCCAGUAAAGUGUGGUUAUAAAGUGAUGGGGUUUUAGUAAAGUUUGCUAUAGCAGCCAUCAUAACCAACUCACAAAAUCUGCAAAGGAUUUUAAAGCAGCUGCUAGGUUACAUUAUUUUUUUUGUGGAAGCAAUGCAUGCUGCCUCACAACUUCACUUUAACUGAUCAUAUUAGUUUACCUCACUCAUUGUUUCCCUUGAAGUCUAAAAGCAGAUGUUUUUCCUUUUUUAUAUAUAUUCCGUCUGUAAUAAAUUCAGUUUUGUGAAAGAUAAAUCUAUUCUCAUUUUUUAUUCGUAUGUUUUUUUGUAGAACAGAAUGUUGCUAAAGAAAGAGGCAGGUCAAACACUACCUUAAUUCAGUGAAACUGAAAACUAAUUUAAGAAAAUUGAAAGCAUCAAGAGACGCACACCCUUGAGAUUAAAACACCCCUCCUGCUCUUCCCCUCACCCAAAAAUCGAAUUUAAUAUGUAUCUCAACAACAAAAACUUUACCACAUUCAUAAAUAUGGCCAUAACAAUACCAACGAAAAGCACUAUGCCUCUGGCAGAAUGUCAACGUUUAUGAAGAUUUGUUGGUCUCCAUGCGUAAUCAGAGUUUAAAAUGAGAGUUAUUUAGCUUUUUCCCCACAUUCCAGCGAUGGGAGGAGGCAGAGAAGUCUAUCAUCUCAUUAUCUUCCUCUUGCUCAGAGGAAAGACAUUUAAACCAAAACAUAAACAAUGCAACUGAUUUCAGAAAUGUCCCUAACAAAAUCACGACAACAAUCAAAACCCUGCAGUAAAACAGUAAAAAUAUAAUAUAACUGUAAAAUCAAAUAGGACAAGAUUCAAAAGGACUAUUAACCCUGCAUACCUUCAAGCUAUCACUAAACAAUAAAAUAACAUAGAAUGAAACAUUAAAUUACAUAAUUAAAUAACUAUAUGCUCAUGUUUAACAAAUUAUUAGUUACACUGAAACCUUGACUGAUGACUGAUAAAGGAAACCAGUUAAACCAGUCAAGCAAGCUUGCGGUUCUUUCAGUUGACAUCUUUCUACUCCACACAAGCUGAAGUAGCCAAUAGGAACACACAUCCCAGACAUACUUUGAUGGAGCACCAGCCUAUUAAAACCGUAUGAAUCUUCCGUCUCAAAACACUGACACACAGACACACACACGCACACACGCUCUAGGAAACAUCAGCAACAUAGAACUCUACAAACAUGUCUUUCCUUUCCAAAUUUACGGGUAAUAAAUCAGCAGAUUCAUUUGUCGACCAGGCUGUGGACAAAGCAGCUGCUGUAGCUAAAAAAAAAGUGAAGGAAACCCUUAAUGCAAAGAAACCGGAAACUGAUAAGACCGGGGGUACUGGAGGUCUUACCCCAAGUAGCGAGGAGAAGGACAAGAAACCAAAGGAAACGUCAGGAGGUGGACUUGUUGAUGACAAUAAAGCAGAAAAACCAAAAGAAAAGAGCGGCGGAGGAGCCUCUGAUGCUGGAGGCAGCAAAGCAGCAGACAGCAGUGGUGGAGACAGCAAUUUCAAUGAUGCACUGGAUGACCUUGCUAACGAGUUCAGUGUAAAAUGAUGUUCUGACAACUAGGAAAACUCUCUUUGGCUGAGAGCUUGUCUCACAUCACCACAAUCUCCAAGUGUCAAGGACUACAACAGUAGAAGAAGAUAGUCAUUUGUUACUAAUGUAAAUAAUUUUAAACAGAUGUCUCUGGAAUAUCUUAUGUACAACUACUAGAAAUUAUGCUUAUUGCAUUUGCAUACCUUUAGUUUAUUAAGCAUGCUUUUGUUUUCAAAACUGUGAUUGAAUAAAUGUUGAGUGAAUAAAACUGAAUAAAGAAGUUUUUUUUACUGAAUGAAAAA
Molecule: messenger RNA, 3024 nt
Organism: Carassius auratus (goldfish)
Lineage: Eukaryota; Metazoa; Chordata; Actinopteri; Cypriniformes; Cyprinidae
Product: gamma-synuclein-like
Exons: 8
Coding region: 215-583 (122 amino acids)
Biological process (GO): synapse organization; synaptic vesicle endocytosis; chemical synaptic transmission
Cellular component (GO): axon terminus; cytoplasm; neuronal cell body
Molecular function (GO): cuprous ion binding
Source: RefSeq, a predicted model, not a curated record